Alternaria rosae is the source of this 678-nucleotide messenger RNA. Its product is annotated as major facilitator superfamily domain-containing protein. The coding region runs from base 1 to 678 and encodes 225 amino acids. NCBI's taxonomy places the organism in Eukaryota, Fungi, Ascomycota, Dothideomycetes, Pleosporales, Pleosporaceae. The transcript has 3 exons. Gene Ontology annotation, biological process: transmembrane transport. The record is from RefSeq and is a predicted model, not a curated record. Gene Ontology annotation, molecular function: transmembrane transporter activity.
AUGUCUCAUAAGGGCAGUGCGGCCACAAACACCUGGCAUCUCGGUUGCUUCUGGCCAUCUACCAACGCAAUCGCUAAGACUGCUGUACCGAGACCGCCCAGUAUGAGCGAAAAAGUUACAGCCGUCGCUCCCAUUCCAGAGACAGACCAACCACUCAACACACCGCCAAACUCCAUCUUCACCCGCAGCGAAAAACGUUGGAUCGUCUUCCUCGUCGCAUACGCAGGCCUCUUCUCCCCUCUCAGCAGCUUCAUCUACUAUCCCGCACUGUUCAAUCUCGCCCAGGACCUAAACGUCACCCUCACGAUGGCCAAUCUGUCGAUCACGACCUACAUGCUUGUAUCUGGGAUAGCGCCUUCCCUACUGCGUGAUAUGGCUGAUACCAUGGGUCGUCGGCUGCUGUUUCUGUUUGCGAUAUUUACGUAUACUGUUGCUAAUGUGGCGUUGGCGGUUCAGAGGAGUUGUCCGGCGUUGCUAGUGUUGAGGACGGUGCAGAGUGCGGGUUCGGGCGGUGGGUUUAUGGGAGGGGCAUACUCGUCCAAUACGCCGGAUGACCCUGGAUCUUCUGGACCCUUGCAACACUAUCCAGCAUCAACUUCUGUGUACUCGCUAUCACACUACCUGAAACCGCUCGCAAGAUCGUCGGAAGCGGAUCUGUCAUGCCUACACGCCUCAUGA